AUGUUCUCAGAUACACAUUAUUCUGAGUGGGAGGACAUUGUUUCCUUGUUCAAUCCCGUCAAGGGCCGCGUCAGCUGCGUGGGUUACGCCCCCAGUCAAGGUCGCCGCUGCCAGAUGCCCAGAAACAAAAACGCAGUCGGCUUGGCGUAUGGCGUUCUAGCGGAGAUGAAGCCGCUAGAUCAUGGCAUUUCCGCUGUGACCAAGCAAGAAUUGUAUCAACUAGCGGGCUUCAUGCUUUGUCGCUUUCACUGUGACCAGGCGAUGCGCGUCGCUUGCGACUGGGCAAAGGAGGCCGCACGGAGACUGGAAAGGCUCUAUGAGCCGCGUCAAUACCAGGAAAACGGGUACGCUGAAGCGCAGGCCAAGUGUUUCGACAAGCUAUAUGAGAUUCUGCAGCGACUUGAGAAAUUGGAGGCGAACUUGGACCGAAAGCAAUCCAACAGAAAGCAACACUCUGGCAGCAAUCCAUUCAUGGCAGGUUCCCCACAGGCGGAGUCCUUCGGGUCUCGAGCUACUUCGAACUCACAGGCGCCAAAAGAAAGCCCACGGUGUGAGCCAGACCAGAAGCAAAAGCAGGGGACAGGUUUCCGUUCGAAGCCGCCGCCACCGCAGUCGCCGCCAAAGCAGGCCGCUCCACAGCCCAGACCAGCAAUCACACCAGCAUCGAAGCCGGCAAAGCAGAGCGAAAGAGAAAUUUGGGACGAGGUUUGGAGCAAGUACCUGGCAGGAUGGGCGUGUCUUGACAAGAACCCCAAGGAUGUGGAUGCCAAAGUUCCUUGGCCAACAAAGUCGGGUAAGUUGAAGGACGUCAGCGACGAGAAUGUGCGAAAGUUCUUCUGGGAAGGACCGAGCAAUGGAUUGAAAUCAGGACCGGAGUGGUUUUCCGUCAUGAGCACCGAGACCAAGAAGUGGCACACGGACAAGAUCAUGGCACGCUUUGGGCCGGGAGCGGCCGUUCAGCAGCACAAAGAGGCACUUGAUCUGAUUGCACGCGUGGUGACUGCCGUGUGGCAGGAUAGCAAGCGAAAUCGGCACCAGACGUGA
This is a messenger RNA of Akanthomyces muscarius, 1044 nucleotides long. RefSeq lists its product as uncharacterized. The record is from RefSeq and is a predicted model, not a curated record. NCBI's taxonomy places the organism in Eukaryota, Fungi, Ascomycota, Sordariomycetes, Hypocreales, Cordycipitaceae. The transcript has a single exon. Bases 1 to 1044 code for a protein of 347 amino acids.